Molecule: messenger RNA, 4047 nt
Organism: Rhea pennata
Lineage: Eukaryota; Metazoa; Chordata; Aves; Rheiformes; Rheidae
Gene: TNR
Product: tenascin R
Exons: 21
Coding region: 1-4047 (1348 amino acids)
Molecular function (GO): protein binding
Source: RefSeq, a predicted model, not a curated record
AUGGGGACUGACAGUGAAAACCCAGUCCUGAGGAACAUGCUUAUCAGCUUCAACUUGCUACUGCUAGGCGCCAUCCUCAAGCCUUUUGAGUGCCGACUAGAAGUGACAACAGAGGCAGCCAAGAGGCCAGUGGUGGAUGAGGAGGGCAGCGUUGCCAACUGCAGCCCAGCCAUCAAAGAGCAGCCCAUGGUCUUCCACCACAUCUACAACAUUAACAUCCCCCUGGACAGCUGCUGUUCAUCAAUGCUCAAGUCUUCAGCUGAGGAGGUGAGUUCGGAAGACGACAGGAUGGCGGAGUAUGCAGAGCAGACCUCAGACAGCGAGAGCCAGGUCACCUUCACCCACAGGAUAAACUUCCCCAAGCAGGCUUGCAAGUGCUCCACCUCCUUCCCGUCCAUGCAGGAUCUGCUGAGCAGGAUUGAGAUGCUGGAGAGGGAGGUCUCCAUUCUCCGGGACCAGUGCAACUCCAAUUGCUGCCAAGAAAAUGCAGCCACAGGGCAGCUGGACUUCCUGCCGCCCUGCAGCGGGCACGGCAACUUCAGCCUGGCGGCCUGCGGCUGCGUCUGCGACGAGGGCUGGGCGGGCAGCAACUGCUCGGAGCCGCGGUGCCCGGGGGGCUGCUCGCGCCGCGGCGCCUGCGUGGAGGGCCGGUGCGUGUGCGACGGCGGCUACGGCGGCGACGACUGCUCCGAGCGGCGCUGCCCGGCCGACUGCGGCGCCCGCGGGCUCUGCGUGGACGGCGCCUGCCUCUGCGAGGACGGCUUCGCCGGCGACGACUGCGGCCAGCCCCGCUGCCCCAACGCCUGCAGCGGCCGCGGCGCCUGCCGCCGGGGGCUCUGCGCCUGCGAGGGCGGCUACGCGGGGGCCGACUGCUCGGCAGGUAGGGGCCCGGCCGCCCUCGGGGCGAGGGGGCUCGCCGUCCCGCGUGACGCCCCCUGCCCUUCCCCGCCAGUGGCGCCGCCGGAAAACCUGCGCGUGGCCGCCGUGGGCGACGACAGCGUGGAGCUGGCGUGGGACGGCCCGCCGGCGGCGGCGGAGUUCGUGGUCUCCUACGAGCCGGCGGCGCCCGGGGGUGGCCGGCUGCAGCAGCGGGUGCCCGGCAACCGCGGCGCCGUCACCGUCCGGCCGCUGGAGCCCGGCCUGACGUACAACCUCAGCGUCUACGCCGUGCUCGGCGACGUCCUCAGCGCCCCCGCCACCGCCAGGGCGACCACCAAGCUCGCCACGCCGCGGGGGCUCGCGUUCAGGACCGUCACGGAGACCACCGCCGAGGUGCAGUGGGAGCCCUUCUCCUUCCCUUUCGACGGCUGGGAGAUCAGCUUCACCCCCAAGAACAACGAAGGCGGCGUCAUCGCGCAGCUCCCCAGCAGCGUCACCACCUUCAACCAGACGGGCCUCAAGCCGGGUGAGGAGUACACGGUCACCGUGGUGGCCCUCAAGGAGCAAGCCAGGAGCCCCCCCGCAUCCGACAGCGUCUCCACCUUAAUUGAUGGUCCAACCCAGAUCCUGGUGCGGGACGUCUCCGACACCGUGGCCUUCGUGGAGUGGACGCCGCCGCGCGCCAAGGUGGACGCCAUCCUGCUGAAGUACGGGCUGGUGAACGGGGAGGGAGGGAAGACCACCUUCCGCCUGCAGCCCCCGCUGAGCCAGUACUCCCUGCAGGCCCUGCGCCCGGGCUCCCGCUACGAGGUGGCCGUGAGCGGCCUGCGAGGCACCAACGAGAGCGACGCCGCCCUCACCCACUUCACCACAGAGAUCGAUGCCCCCAAGAACCUGCGCGUGGGCGCCCGGACGGCGGCCAGCCUCGAGCUCACCUGGGACAACAGCGAGGCCGAGGUGCACAGCUACCGCGUGGUCUACAGCACCCUGGCCGGGGAGCAGUACCACGAAGUGCUGGUGCCCCGCGACAGCGGCCCAGCGACCAGGGCCACCCUCACAGAUCUGGUGCCAGGGACCGAGUAUGGCAUUGGAAUAUCAGCCGUCAUGGACAACCAGCAGAGUGUGCCAGCCACCAUGAACGCCAGGACAGAGCUCGACAGCCCCCGAGACCUCCUGGUGACAGCCUCCACAGAGACGUCCAUCUCCCUGGCCUGGACCCAGGCCAAGGGACCCAUUGACCACUACCGCAUCACCUUUACUCCGGCCUCAGGGAUGGCCUCCGAAGUGACAGUGCCCCAGGACAGGUCACAGCUCACCCUCUCAGACCUGGAGCCUGGAACAGAGUACACCAUCUCGAUCAUCGCUGAGCGGGGACGCCAGCAGAGCCAGGAGUCCACUGUGGAUGCAUUCACAGGGGUCCGGCCCAUCACCCAGCUGCACUUCUCCCACAUGACAUCCUCCAGCGUGAACAUCACCUGGAGCGACCCGUCGCCACCAGCUGACCGCCUCAUCCUGCACUACAGCCCACAGGACAAAGAGGAGGCACAGCAGCUCACACUGGAUGGCACCAGGAGACACGCAAGCCUGACGGGGCUGCAGCCGGCCACCGAGUACCAGGUGUCGCUGGUGGCCGUGCACGGCACAAUCAGUUCAGAGCCCAUCGUGGGCUCUGUAACUACAGGGAUCGACGCUCCAAAGGACCUCAGAGCGGGCAACGUGACCCAGGACUCCAUGAUCAUCUACUGGAGCCCUCCCAUCGCCACUUUUGACCACUACAGAAUAUCCUACCGAGCUGCAGAAGGGAGGACGGACACCACCGCGAUCCCCCGCGAUGCUACCGAAUACACCCUCCACCGCCUGCAGCCCGCUACGGAGUAUGAGAUCACUGUGAAGAGCGUGCGGGGCCGGGAGGAGAGCGAGCUGGCCUCCCUCAUCGUGCACACAGCCAUGGAUGCCCCCUUGGGUGUCACUGCCACUAACGUCACCCCCACUGAGGCCCUGCUGCAGUGGAACUCACCACUAUCGGACGUGGAGAACUACGUCAUCAUCCUCACCCACUACACAGUCACAGGAGAAACAAUUCUUGUGGAUGGAGUCAACCAGGAGUACCAGCUGACUGACCUUCUGCCCAGUACCACCUACACCGUCACCAUGUAUGCUACCAAUGGGCCCUUCACCAGCCAGACCAUCAGUACCAACUUUACAACUCUUUUGGACCCUCCAACAAAUCUGACUGCAAGCGAAGUCACCCGACAGAGUGCCCUUCUGUCCUGGAUGCCUCCAAUGGGAGAGAUUGAGAACUACAUCAUGACCUACAGAUCAACUGAUGGAAGCCAUAAGGAGCUGAUUGUGGAUGCCGAAGACACCUGGAUCCGCCUGGAGGGGCUUUCGGAGACAACAGAGUACACCGUGCGCCUGCAGGCUGCCCAAAACGCCAUGCGGAGUGGCUUCACCUCCACCACCUUCACCACAGGCGGUCGUGUCUUUGCUAAUCCUCAGGACUGCGCCCAGCACCUGAUGAACGGUGACACACUGAGUGGAGUCUACACCAUCUCCAUCAACGGUGACCUCGGCCAGAGGGUGCAGGUGUACUGCGACAUGACCACCAACGGAGGAGGGUGGAUCGUAUUCCAGAGGCGGCAGAACGGGCUGACAGAUUUCUUUCGGAAGUGGGCAGAUUACCGGGUCGGCUUUGGAAACCUGGAAGAUGAAUUUUGGCUAGGCUUGGACAACAUCCACAAGAUCACCUCCCAGGGGCGCUACGAGUUGCGAAUAGACAUGAGAGACGGCCAGGAAGCAGCAUAUGCCUACUACGACAAGUUCUCCAUCGGUGACUCCAGGAGCCUGUACAAGCUCCGAAUAGGAGACUACAACGGGACCUCUGGGGAUUCCCUCACCUACCACCAAGGCCGCCCCUUCUCCACCAAGGACAGGGACAACGACGUCGCUGUGACCAACUGUGCCAUGUCAUACAAAGGGGCCUGGUGGUACAAGAACUGCCACCGGACCAACCUCAAUGGCAAGUACGGAGAGUCCCGGCACAGUCAGGGGAUUAACUGGUACCAUUGGAAAGGCCACGAGUUCUCCAUACCCUUUGUGGAAAUGAAGAUGCGACCCUACAACCACCGUAACAUCUCUGGGAGGAAGCGACGGUCCCUACAGCUCUGA